AUGGACGCCUCCUCCCUCCGCAUCUCCAAGUUCGAUGGAACUAACUUCCACGCCUGGAAGUUCAAGAUGCAGAUGGUGCUGGAGGAACGGGACCUAUGGGAGGUCGUCAGCGGUGAGAUCAAGGCAGAACAGUGCGAGACUCAGUUGGACCAAGCGACGUACAAGAGGAAGUCAAGAAAGGCGAUGGCAGUGAUCUGUCUAGCCAUGGAAGAUUCCCAGCUACCGUUGGUCCGGUCGGCAAGUGGUGCAUGCGACGCAUGGUCAAGGUUGGAAGACCACUUCGAGAAGAAGAGUCUUGCCAACAAGCUGUUCUUGCGCCGUCGCUUCUUCACGACAAUGAUGGAAGAAGGCGACGAUGUGCUCGAACACAUCAACAAGCUCAAGACGCUGGCGGAACAGCUAGAAGCGGUGGGGGCUCCAGUCUGCGAGGACGAUCUGGUGAUCACACUCCUCGGCAGCCUGAGUGACUCGUAUCAAUUCUUGAUCACAGCUUUGGAGUCGCGCUCAGACACUCUUAGCUGGGAGCUCGUGACGUCUCGACUGCUUCAUGAAGAAAUGAAGCGGAAGGAGCAAGGAAGUAAAGGUGAUGAAGCUUCGCAAGGUCAAGCGUUCAUCACAAGGGACAAUCAGCGCAAAGGGCGACCAGUGAAGAAGUCCUGGCCGUGCCACAAUUGCGGAAAGAUUGGUCACUGGAUGGCGGAGUGCCCUCGCGCAUCCAAGAAAACACGGAGAGACACCGGCCACAGCGUGCUCAAGACAGCGGCGACCGCUAUCGAUCACAACGUGCAAACGUCGCUCAAGAAGAAGACUCGGGCGACUACCUCUUUCGAUCGGUGA
Messenger RNA from Peronospora matthiolae, 837 nucleotides. NCBI's taxonomy places the organism in Eukaryota, Oomycota, Peronosporomycetes, Peronosporales, Peronosporaceae. The record is from the annotation of a GenBank genome assembly.